Serendipita indica DSM 11827 is the source of this 975-nucleotide messenger RNA. Lineage: Eukaryota; Fungi; Basidiomycota; Agaricomycetes; Sebacinales; Serendipitaceae. The record is from the annotation of a GenBank genome assembly.
AUGGAAGAUGUCCACAGUCUUCUUGAUUCUCUGCAAAUCCACACGGCCGACAGGACGCUGCCGUGGCUCGUCACACUCGCGGCAGAGCCGCUGCUGAUGCUGCUCGAGUUGAAUCCCUCGCUCAAUGUUUCCAGCAUACCCCCGCCAGCAAACCCGAUUCUGCUGCAGACGGACCAAUACUACCAAAAGCGUGGUCUCUGUCCGACGGCAGAUUCCAUCAAGCCGACCAACAAGUCCAACACUGGAGUCAUCGUAGGCGCCGUCGUCGGAAGUGUUGGUGGCAUUGCACUCCUCGUUGGACUCUUCUUUUGGUGGAGACGUCGUAAGCGACAACAGCAGCCCACACAGCCGGAGAUGAACCAGAAUAUUAAUAAUGGGAUCGGCCCCGCAUACAAUGUGCCCCCUCCCGUCCCAUUCGUUACUCCUCCUCAACCAAAUACCAAUGGUCCACCAAAUACCAAUGGUCCAAAUGGAUUUGUCCAUCCAGAUCUACGUCGUGCCACCUCGUCCUAUACCACCUCGACGGCAUACAACCCGAGCAUGUAUGGCAGCGCAGAGGGUCCCAAGGAUGGCACCCAGUACUACAAUUAUGCACCUCCACCUCCAGAAUCUACAAACCAUCUUUAUGCGCCCACGACUACUUCCCUCACACCAUCCCCGCCACCGCCGUCCGUGACGCCCAUGUCUGGAUACGCACCCUGGGCGAUACCGCUCACGUCCGAAGGCGUCGCAGGAUCCUCCAUAGCCGGCUCGUCGUCAAACCCCGGCUCUCCUCCCCCGCCAGCAUUUGCAAUGGAAGGUCAUCCCACAAACGAAAAGGCACAGUUUACGGCGACGUGGGGACAUGAAAAGGCUCACUUUUCUGGAUACGCACCCCCGCCGACAGAACCAUCGGAAAAGGCGGGAUUCCAGCCCCCCAGGAUGGCGGCCCAGACACCUGCGCCAGCGUAUUCUGCUCAUGAUGCUCCUCAGUAA